Messenger RNA from Chanos chanos (milkfish), 3570 nucleotides. RefSeq names its product cilia and flagella associated protein 61 (gene cfap61). The coding region runs from base 1 to 3570 and encodes 1189 amino acids. NCBI's taxonomy places the organism in Eukaryota, Metazoa, Chordata, Actinopteri, Gonorynchiformes, Chanidae. Gene Ontology annotation, molecular function: oxidoreductase activity. The transcript is spliced from 25 exons. The record is from RefSeq and is a predicted model, not a curated record.
AUGAGGACAAUUACUUCCUCAGGUGGCAAAGUUGAAAAUGUCUCUGUCAGGAGGACCGAAUCAGGGGACGCGGAAGAGAUCAAUAACCUGAUUACCUCGGCAACCUUUUCUGUGUUUGGAAGAGUCGAUGUGAUUUAUCUGCUAGAGAAGGCCAAUUUGGCUGUGACACUGCACACAGAGAAGAAUGAGGUCCUCGCCCAUGCAGCAUUCCUGGAUCAUCCCAUUGGCGACCUUGCGGAUCAGGCUUUGUGGGAGCCCCUCCUCCAAAACGUUUUCAACGGCAAAAGAUGCUCUCCUCUGAACACACUGUUUCUGCAUCUCUUUGUAGCACAACCCAGCUUCUCAAUUGGAAGUGCUAAGGAGAUUGUGAGGACUGUCUUCAAUGCCAUUGUGGAGCUGCAGUAUAUCUGCCUGGUGACUCCUAAAAGCGGCCCUUUAGAGCCUGCACUGAUGGAGAUCUUUGAACCUAUGAAAUGUGUUAAGCCACCGGACGUGCAAUGCUCUGCAUUCAUCUGCUACAGACACAGCUUUUGCCCACAACUACAUGUUCGCAAAGCCAGAGUGGAGGACCAUGACGACCUGACUGAGAUAUUUGCCGAGAAGACCCAAGCCCUCUGUGCCUCGCAUGGUCCUUACUUCCUGGCAGAGCUCAUCGAGGCUCAAGAUGAGGAGAAUCAUGCCGCAGUGUGUGAAAGCGGAGGUGCUGCCGUUGGAUUUAUGAGUGUCAGUGGAGACAUUAAUUUAAAGCUGCUCAAUGCAUGCUUUGAACUUGGACCAUUCAACGGUCUAUACAAGACAGACCCGUCUGAGGUCACGGCUGAGCCAGUGGAAACAAGUCUUCCAGAAGGAAAUGACAUCAAUAAUCCAAAGGAACAAAACGAGGAGGGUCCACAGGAGGCUGAGCAACUUGAGGAUGUGGCCAGAGAGAAUCUGUCGAAAAGAAACGAGGAUAUAAAACCCAGUAUUAAUCAAUCUAAGGCCUCCGUCACUGAAUCUCACGCUAAGGAGAGACCCAAUGCAUUCUGCAUUCAGCUAUUCGUUAUCGACAAGAGAUUUGAAAUGAGAUCUGUAGAUUUCUUACCCUACGUGUUCAAACUUUUCCCCGAGCGAGAUUACUGCGUUAUCUCAGUGCCCAAAAUGGCUCCAGAGUACCCUCUGCUGCAGUCUUUUCUCCGAGUGGUACCUCAACGCACCAGCACCCUACCCCAAGAACUCUACAUAUUUCAUCGCUCUGGUCUACUGAAAACUGUGGAGGUGAGGGUAGCUUUGUCUGCAGACGUACCCUCUGUGGAGGUUCUGGUUCAGGGUCUCACUUUGUCUGAGUCCCUGCUUGAGGAUCUGGACAGGUUCCUUAACGCCCGCAGAGAUCCGGAUGGGACCCCUAUUCAGGCAUUUGUUGCUCAAGUGCAAGGACAAAUUGCUGGUAUAAUUAUCAUCAGAGAUGAGGAGGAUAUUGAAUACAUCAGAGCCCACUACAACAUUGAGAACUUCAUCUACUUCAGCCAUCACCAGCGUGAGGAGCACAGCCGACUGUGCCACUUUGUGCUUAACCCUGUUUUCCAUCACUACAGCCGUCACUUCCUCAAGGAGGCUCUGCGGUUGGCGCACAAAACCUGCCUCUAUUACCCUGUCUACCCUUCCUACCAAAGCAUGAAGAAUGCCUGUGUCCAUUCAUGUACCUCCGCGCUAAACUACAUGGUCCCCGUACAUCCGCGACAGCAGAUCAUCUACCCCUUGGACGAGCUGGGCGUUAACGCACCAUCCAAACAGAUCACCAAGGAACAGAUUCCUUAUGCGCUGAAUCACUUCAAUAGGAAACUCACAAUGGAACCAAAAGUCACCAUCAAUGCCAGGAUAGUGGUGGUAGGAGCCUCUGACACUGGUUUAUCUUUCCUGGAGACUCUAGUUUUCUGUCCUCAUCUAAGGUUCAAUAAUUUGACCCUCAUUUCCACAAAUGGCUUCCCAUGCUGCUAUACCAAUGACAACAUGAAGUUUCUGUCUUCAAGCCAUGGUUACAGCGACAGGGAUCAUGCCCAACUCUCUCUGCGUUCCUGGAUCAACGUGGUGAGAGGAAAGAUGACAGGCAUCGACAGAGCUGCAAAACACGUCGAGGUGGCCGGAGGCAACAGGGUUCCUUAUGAUCAUCUCGUCCUGUGCACUGGACAGCAGUAUCAGGUUCCCUGUACCACCGGUGCGGAUAUCACGCAACCAGCUGCUAGCGGCCAAGGCUCGGUCCAGCCCACAUGCAGGUACACAGGACCAGUUCCCUCCAACCUCUUCACCCUUAACGACCCACAUGACUGCGUGGAAGCCUUCCAUUGGCUGUUAAGGAACUUUGUGGACCAGGAGGGUAAUGCUGUUGUCUAUGGUAACACCAUAGAUGCAUACACCUGCGUAGAGGCCUUCUUGUGCUUGGGUAUCAGGGGUUCCAGGAUCCACCUGGUCCAUCUACCUGUGGAUACACCUGGCUCCUGCUUCAGCAACCCCAGCGUGGAGAAAGCGGUCAAAAGGGCUCUGGAGAAGAAAGAGGUUCACAUCCAUCACAACUGCUUACUGGCUCAGUUGAAUGAUGGACAACAAGCUGAGACAAUCACUUCUGUGACCUUCACCACGGAUCCUGAGCUGCUCCGACUUGAGUGCUCUGUUUUUAUGAAUUUCUCCAAAAAAGCGGUCGAUUACGAUGCCUUCAAGGCUAUCACAGAUGCCUCCCUGGUGUUUGACGGACGACUGGUCAUAGACAGCACCUUUCACACUAACGACUCCACCAUCCGUGCAGCUGGCCCACUCACCAAGUUCGCCCGUCGCUACUACGCAGACCAGUGGUCCCACGCCAACUUUAACUCAAGGGAAGUGGGCCAGGAACUGGCAGGAGCACUGCUGCCCUUUUUCGACCCCACGCUGGAGCCUGUAGCCAGCCCCCCUCCUGAACUGGACCUCCUCAUCCCAGUCUACAGUCGGCCCAAGAUCCAAGGUGGGAGAUUACCCGGAGGAUACAGUUAUCUCCAUGUUACAAAACCAGUCGUCUGUACCAACAAUGCAACACCUCUACCUGCUAAAAAGGGUCGAGAGAUUGUGACGGGGCGCAUUGAGACAGGAAACUACUUCCAGCUUUGCCUUAAUAUGAAUGGCGUAGUGGAGUCCAUCACCUGUCUUUCUCUGAAAACCAUCCCUGUUUCCAACUACCUGUGUCUGUACGGCAAGCAUGAGCACCUGCUUAACCACCUGUGCUUACGUUACGAUGAAGGCCUCCUCCACGAUCUCUACAGUUAUUUCAGGGAGAGAUGGUGCCUGCCCAUAUACCACGACCGCUUUACAGAUUUUGAGCAAGAGGUUCGUCAAAUCAUGGAGUCAACAAAAGUAGAGGUUGGCAGCGACUCAGUGUCCAUGUCUGAACUCAUUCAGAGGCUUGCGGAUGACAAACUGGAUAUAGAGGAAGAAACAGUGCUUUAUGUCAGGAACUGUUUUGAGAGAAGUGAGGGGUUAACUGCCCUGAACAGAAGCGUUCUCAAUUACUUAAAGUACAACAGAUACCAUCUCCCCAUGUUUGCACAGCCAGGAUUUAUUUUAUAG